AUGGAGAAGGAGAAGAAAGGCAGCGCAUCGUCAGAAGGGAAGGACCACGGCAAGCAUCCCAACAUGUCUCUGGUGACUCUCAACGUUGGCGGCUACCUCUACGUUAGCCAGAGGCAAACUCUCACCAAAUACGCCGACUCCUUUCUGGAAAGAGUUGUCAGCGGGAAAACCCUUUGCCCGUCGGACGCCGAGGGCCACUUCUUCAUCGACAGGGACGGUCUCCUCUUUAGGCACGUUCUGAACUUCCUGAGGAACGGGGAGCUCCUCCUCCCCGAGGGCUUCAAGGAAAACCAACUCCUGGCCCAGGAGGCUGAAUUCUUCCAGCUUCCCCUCCUGGGCGAGGCGGUGAAAGCCAGGUGGGAGAAGGAGCAGCUGGCCUCCCGAGAGGCCACCUUCCUGGAGAUCACCGACAGCCACGACCGUACCCAGGGCCUCCGGAUUUUUUGCAACGCCCCCGACUUCAUCGCCAAAAUCAAAUCCCGCAUCGUGCUGGUCUCCAAGAGCCGGCUGGACGGUUUCCCCGAAGAGUUUACCGUCUCUUCCAACAUCAUUCAGUUUAAGUACUUCAUCAAGUCGGAGAACGGGACGCGGCUGGUCUUGAAGGAGGACAACACCUUUGUCUGCACCUUGGAGACGCUCAAGUUCGAAGCCAUCAUGAUGGCCCUCAAGUGCGGCUUCCGCCUGCUGACUAGCCUGGAUUGCUCCAAAGGCUCAAUUGUUCAGAGCGAUGCCCUUCAUUUCAUCAAGUGA
This is a messenger RNA of Notechis scutatus (mainland tiger snake), 750 nucleotides long. RefSeq names its product potassium channel tetramerization domain containing 4 (gene KCTD4). Gene Ontology annotation, biological process: protein homooligomerization. The record is from RefSeq and is a predicted model, not a curated record. NCBI's taxonomy places the organism in Eukaryota, Metazoa, Chordata, Lepidosauria, Squamata, Elapidae. Gene Ontology annotation, molecular function: protein binding.